Tauraco erythrolophus (red-crested turaco) is the source of this 1041-nucleotide messenger RNA. Lineage: Eukaryota; Metazoa; Chordata; Aves; Musophagiformes; Musophagidae. The record is from RefSeq and is a predicted model, not a curated record.
AUGCAGUGGUUCUGCUGGCAUGUGGCGGCGAAGAUGAGCUUGGGAUUUCUGUGUCUCUUUCUGGUUUUCAACACAGCUUCAUGCAUAAGAAGAGAAAAUAAGAAAGAGAAGCAAGUGGCAGUGCUGGCUACUGCAGAGCUGCCUGCAAAGUCCGUGGAUCUGGCUGCUAUUAACCUGACAGAGCUGGUGAAUGGUAUGCUGCACACAGCGCUCAGAGGUACCAAAAAACUCUUCUCUUUGCUGAGCGUCACGUCUUACAGCUCAUUUGCCUUCCACAAAGUGUCAGUCACCAUCUACAACAUUUCUAACGUGAAAAAUGUUGACCCUGGCAAGUUCCCUGUGCAUUACUGCUACUGUUUGAACAAUGUGACAAACGACUUGACAGAUUUUACAGCUUUACUUGUUGAUAUUAUUGGAAACUCCACCAGUUAUCUCACAGAAAUUUUCAAAUCCACUUCUAUUCUCUCAGUGCGUCAGAGCAAUGAUUCAGAUUGUAUCUACAUCUGUGUGAUGACAGGGCAGACAGGGAGAAAUCUGUCUGACUUUUGGGAUAUGCUGGAGAAGUCUCCUGUUAUUAAUUACACAUUUUCCAGUAAUACAUCUUCUGAUGUUGCUGACAAGUAUGCCUUUUGGAUGCAGACGGUGUCUCCUCAAGAAACCAGCAAACUGAUGCCAACGGAGCCAGAUUUGCCUUCCUCAGUACUGUCAAUGCCAGCCUACAGACCUGGUGUGACACUCAAACUUUACUCAGCUACCAGGUGUCCACAGGUGAUCCUAAAAGAGUCCCGUGUGACCUCGCCUCCUGUCGCCCUUAUCGCACAAAAGAUCAAUCCUUGUGUGAUGGAGCUGUGCAGGUUUUUUCAACUGUGUCUCUGUGUUGGUCAAAGAAGAUAUUCCAGAAAGGAAGCCAUGAGGUACUGUGUUGAAUACUAUUCCUGGUUCUUGAAAAAUGCAAGUUAUAUCUGUGAAAGAGUCAAAAGAGUUGCUUAUUCCCACACAUUAAAACAAAAAUGCCUUAAAAACAUCUGUACAGCGGUCUAG